Ostrinia furnacalis (Asian corn borer) is the source of this 1674-nucleotide messenger RNA. RefSeq names its product myrosinase 1-like. Gene Ontology annotation, biological process: carbohydrate metabolic process. Gene Ontology annotation, molecular function: beta-glucosidase activity. The record is from RefSeq and is a predicted model, not a curated record. The coding region runs from base 21 to 1571 and encodes 516 amino acids. The transcript is spliced from 6 exons. Lineage: Eukaryota; Metazoa; Arthropoda; Insecta; Lepidoptera; Crambidae.
CUGGGCGAAAGAAGGCCAAAAUGCUUCUACUUAGGAGAGCUCCGACCGUGAUACUAGUCUUAUAUUCAUGUAUAUUACUUUGCGAAAGUAAAACUGUAAAUGAAGUCAGACAUCAUGGGAGAAAGUUCCCCGAUGGCUUCCUGUUUGGAGCAGCAACCGCCUCCUACCAAAUUGAAGGCGGUUGGGACGCAGAUGGAAAGACCGAAAAUAUUUGGGAUCAUAUGACUCAUAACGAACCCUGCUCAACCGAUGAUUGUCUGAACGGAGACGUCGCCGAUAACUCGUACAACCUCUACAAGAGAGACGUAGAGAUGGCAAGAGAACUUGGACUUGACUUCUACAGAUUUUCUAUCUCUUGGGCGAGAAUUCUUCCAACCAGUUUCCCAGAUAAAAUAAAUGAAGCUGGAGUACAAUAUUACAACAAUUUGAUUGACGAAUUGCUGAAGUACAACAUCGAACCUGUGGUAACAAUUUAUCACUGGGAUUUGCCCCAGAAACUGCAAGAAAUGGGUGGCUGGACCAACUCUUUCAUUACAGACUGGUUUGCUGACUACUCCCGAGUAUUAUUUGAGCAAUUUGGAGAUAGAGUUAAAUACAGUGUNUAUUGGAUCACUAUUAAUGAGCCCCGCGAGGUUUGCUAUCAAGGAUACGGAACAAACACCAAAGCUCCACGAUUGAACAUAACCGGCAUGGCCGAAUAUAUGUGUGCCAAGAACCUGUUAGUUGCUCAUGCUAAAGUAUAUCACAUUUACGACCAAGAGUUUAGAGCAACACAGGGAGGCACCAUUGGUAUCACACUCAGUGCACAAUGGUAUGAACCUGAAAAUGAAAAUCAUGCCGAAGCUGCAGAGACACUCCUACAGUUUGAGUGGGGAGAGUACGCUCAUCCAAUAUUCUCCAAAACUGGAGACUUCCCCCCUGUAAUGAAGGAGAAGGUAGCGGCAAAGAGCGCAGCGCAAGGUUUCCCAAGAUCAAGACUACCCGAAUUCACUGCUGAAGAAAUAGAGAUGGUUCGUGGAUCGUCAGAUUUCUUCGGACUAAAUCAUUACACAACGUACUUGGUAUACUCAAACGAAUCGUUGGAAUAUGAUGCACCAUCAUACUACGAUGACAUUGAAGCUAAAUUGUAUCAUCCUAACCAUUGGAGCGGAGGAGCAUCGGUUUGGUUGAAGAAUAUUCCCUGGGGAUUCUAUAAACUGCUGACGAAGAUUAGGGAGGACUAUGACAACCCUCCAGUUUACAUCACUGAAAACGGCUUUUCAACUCGAGGGGGCCUUGAUGAUGAUGAUCGUAUUAUUUACUAUAGAGGCUACCUGAAUGAAAUGCUGAACGCCAUUGAAGAAGGAUCAGACAUUAGAAUGUACACUGCCUGGAGUCUUAUGGAUAACUUUGAAUGGAUGCGUGGAUACACCGAACGUUUUGGACUCUACGAAGUGGACUACGAGAGCCCAGAACGCACGCGCACACCGCGCAAGUCCGCCUUCGUGUACAAGGAGAUCGUGCGCACGCGCGCCCUCGACUUCAACUACGAGCCCGACACCACCGUCAUGACCAUCGAUGAAGGACACUGAUUAAUACAAAAAGACUUGUAAAAACAACUAUUAAGUUGUUUUUACAAGUCUUUUUAAUAUUAAUUAGUAAAAUUUUCUGAUUAGGAAAUAAAAACAAUGCUCA